Molecule: messenger RNA, 2287 nt
Organism: Xenopus laevis (African clawed frog)
Lineage: Eukaryota; Metazoa; Chordata; Amphibia; Anura; Pipidae
Gene: dnajc27.L
Product: DnaJ heat shock protein family (Hsp40) member C27 L homeolog
Biological process (GO): phagosome-lysosome fusion
Cellular component (GO): lysosome; nucleus; late endosome
Molecular function (GO): GTP binding; GTPase activity
Source: RefSeq, marked provisional
GAGAUGGCGGCAGCCUGGACAGAUCUGUGUCAGGUCUCGGGUACGGCGAGAGGCGAGUAAUGAGCUGCACAGCAGGAGGAAAAUAAACACAUCACAGUCAUGGAGACCAACCUGCAGAAGAGAAAGGACAGCCGGAAGGCUCUGCGUAUUAAAGUCAUCAGCAUGGGGAACGCAGAAGUGGGAAAGAGCUGCAUUAUCAAGCGUUACUGUGAGAAGAGGUUUGUGCCCAAGUAUCAGGCAACAAUAGGGAUCGAUUAUGGAGUGACAAAGGUGCAGAUAAAGGACCGAGAAAUUAAGGUGAAUAUAUUUGACAUGGCCGGCCAUCCCUUCUUCUAUGAGGUGCGCAAUGAGUUCUACAAGGACACACAGGGUGUCAUAUUGGUGUAUGAUGUGGGCCACAAGGAGACCUUUGAGUCGUUAGAUGGUUGGCUAGCUGAGAUGAAACAGGAGCUUGGUCCUCAAGGCAACAUUGACAACAUUGUCUUUGCUGUGUGUGCCAAUAAGAUUGACAGCACAAAGCACCGCAGCGUGGAUGAAAGUGAAGGGAGACUCUGGUCGGAGAGCAAAGGAUUUCUUUAUUUUGAAACCUCCGCACAGAGUGGGGAAGGAAUUAAUGAGAUGUUCCAGGCCUUUUAUUCGGCAAUUGUGGAUUUAUGCGAUAAUGGCGGGAAGAGGCCAGUGUCGGCCAUAAACAUUGGCUUCACCAAAGAGCAAGCGGACUCGAUACGCAGGAUCCGUAAUUGCAAGGAUAGCUGGGAUAUGCUGGGGGUGAAGCCUGGGGCCACAAGGGAUGAAGUGAAUAAAGCCUACCGCAAACUCGCCGUGCUCCUUCACCCGGACAAAUGCAUGGCGCCCGGCAGCGAGGACGCCUUUAAAGCGGUUGUGAAUGCACGGACAGCUCUGCUGAAGAACAUUAAAUAGAGGCGGGACUCCUGCGUCUGUCACUCACUCCUGCAUGGUAUCAGCGAGGUCCGGCUAAUACAAAAUCAAUUGUCAUUUGUGAAUGGAACAGCUUUGUACUGCAGGCUCAUCCAUUACUGUCUGCGGGGGAGAAAACUGGAACGUGCCAUCCCUCCUGUGAAGCAAACAGACUCUCCCUAAUCCUGUGGGACACCAGCACUGAUUUGUAUGUGAUUUAGUGCACAUUCAGCACCAUCACUCCCAUUCCUCUGUAUAACGGACAUUGCCCUUGUGCACCGUCUUCUUAGGUCCAUCUGAAUGCAGCGUUUCUUCUAGUGCACUCGAGAAUCUACUUCUACUGGUGAAUCUGCCCAUGCAUGUACCAAUAUAGAUGUUUUGUGUGAUUGGCUGGACAGUGCUGACCUAUUGGCCAAUGCACCAUGUUAGUCAGUGUAUAGAGCAGCAGCCGCUCAUCAGUUAUUACUGGUCUGUUGUUCUGAAUGGCCGUAUGUGUCUGCAGGUUAAUUGGUUGGAUUCCAACGAGCAGCAGCUUUUGUUUGACCAGUUUCAGUCUGCAUAGGAUUCUACUGAGUUCAGUCCAGUCUGCAUAGGACUCUAAUGGUUUCAGUCCGGUCUGCUUAGGACUCUACUGGGUUCAGUCCAGUCAGCAUAGGACUCUACUGGGUUCAGUCCGGUCUUCAUAGGACUCUACUGAGUUCAGUCCGGUCUUCAUAGGACUCUACUGAGUUCAGUCCGGUCUGCUUAGGACUCUACUGGGUUCAGUCCGGUCUUCAUAGGACUCUACUGAGUUCAGUCCGGUCUGCAUAGGACUCUACUGGGUUCAGUCCGGUCUUCAUAGGACUCUACUGAGUUCAGUCCAGUCAGCAUAGGACUCUACUGGGUUCAGUCCGGUCUUCAUAGGACUCUACUGAGUUCAGUCCGGUCUGCUUAGGAUUCUACUGGGUUCAGUCCGGUCUGCAUAGGACUCUACUGGGUUGAGUCCGGUCUUCAUAGGGCUCUACUGGGUUCAGUCCGGUCUUCAUAGGACUCUACUGAGUUCUGUCCGGUCUGCUUAGGAUUCUACUGGGUUCAGUCCGGUCUGCAUAGGACUCUACUGGGUUCAGUCCGGUCUUCAUAGGACUCUACUGGGUUCAGUCCGGUCUUCAUAGGACUCUACUGGGUUCAGUCCGGUCUGCAUAAGACUCUACUGAGUUCAGUCCAGUCUGCAUUGGGCUCUGCUGAGUUCAGUCUGCAUGGGAUAGUAGCCAGUCAUGUAGGCCAGCCCUCAAUCAACUGUUUAAAAAAGGGAAGGAAAGACAGAAUGACUGAUCCUAGUGGUUUACAUAUGACCCCGCUGCUCAUCUUCUUUUCUUUAUAAAAAAAAAAA